UCAAGGAUUUUUGUGAGCUGUAAUGCCCUAGUUUCCAUGUGUAUUCAUAAGCAUUGAUUUUAAGCUUAUAUAUGUAUGAAAGAGCAUCAAUGGCGGAUGAUGUAAUGAUAAAAGAAGACCUUACAAAUCCCUGCUGCAUUGCUUGGAAAGACAAGUGCAGUAAAUUGAAAGACAGCUACACGAAGCUUGAAGAUCGAAGAAAAGCUCUUCGUAAGGCUCUCUCCAUUUUAGGGGAACAAGUCCCCAAGAUGCAAUCAGAAAAUUUGUCUCUCACGAAGGAUCUCGAGGAUGAAAAAGUUAGGGCAAACAAUGAAAAAGAGGAAAAGGUAAAGGAAUCUGCUUUAAGGGUUUCUUUAGAGAGUGAAGUUGCUGGGUUGAAAAAUGAAAUUCUUUCCUUGAAGAAAAAAUUGGUGGCUGAUGAUGGAGGUAGAGAAAUUAGUGAGCUUAAGGAGCUUCUCUCUGAGAGGGAAACAAAGAUAAAUGAACUGAAGAAGCUUGUUGAGAAAGAACGAGUGAGAGCAGAGUCUGAGAAAAAGAAGGCUGAGUUGGAAAAGAAAAAGGCGGAUGACUUGAGGACAAAAUUCAAGGGUGAGAAAAUAAUGGCUGAUGCAGAGAGGAGAGAUAGUCUAGAUUUGGAAAAUCUGAAGAAGGAAGCUGAUCAAGUGAAAUCGAAGUUAGCUUUGGUCAUUUUGGAGUUUGAAGAUGCUAAGAAGAAGCUGGAGGCAGAAAGAGAAAACACAUCUAAAGAGAGAAAACGUGCAGAUGCAGCAGGGAUGAAAGCUGUAGAGCAAAAAAAGAUUGCAGAAGCCAACUACCAGAUGGCCAUGGAUGAAAAAAGUCGUGCUACUGCUCUAUUUCAGCAGUUGGAACAGGAUAGGCAAAAGAUUGAUAAUUUGAAGAAGGAGAAUGCUGAACUCAUGGCAUCUGGUAAAAUGGUUAACACCAUACCUAGUGAAGGGACAGCUAUAGGAACUGCUCAAUUAUCAUCUGAGCUUGAUCUACAGCCACUGGAUAGAGAUGCUACCACGGUAGAUGUAGCUCUGGAUUCUGAUGUAACACAAAGAAAGCUCCACAAAAUGGAACAUAAGGUGGUGGUUGAGAAAAAACGUGUUAAAUCCGAGAUGAAAAAAGUGGAAAAGCAAAGAAAGGCUGCAGAAGCAUAUAAAAAGAAGGCAUCCAAAGAAAAAGAUCGUGCUGAUAAGCUAUCCGAAGAGGUUAAAAAUUACACAAAAAAGGUUGAAGAACUGCAGAAGGAAAUUAAAAAUCUAAUUUCUGCAAGGUCUUUAGUUGACUGCCCUCUUUGUGCAUGUGACAGUAAUGUGCAUGUUGAAACUGGUGAAGUUAAGCUGUUGAAGAAGCAAUUGAAUUUUGAAAAGAAGCGGGUGAAGCAGGCCAAAAGAGAAGCUAAGGUUGAAAGAACUCAUAAUUUAAUACGACAGGAAAAUCUACUUAGCUUACAACAAAAGUUUGUUGAUAUCUCAAGACAUCUUAAUAUGUUCUAUGGUUGCGUCUUUCAAGAUAAUGAGCAUAACCAGGAAAAGGUUUGCAGCUUUAACUUGAAAAAUAAUUAUUCUGGUUUGAAAGCUUGUGAUACACACUAUCAUCUUGGAAAUGAUUCAGUGCAUUUAGCUGCUGUCUCUGAUCCGCCCAAGCAAAAGAUACAAUGUACUGUACCUUCGCUUCCUAUAUGUGGAGGGAACAACCCUGGAUCAAUGUCAGGUAUUAACUCUAAAUUGGAGCCUUUGCUUAGAGGUUCCAACAAAAAAGUGUUACAGAGUUCUGCCAUGAAUUCCAGUUCGGCAUCUUUUUCUGAUAGGCUAUUGGUGGGCUCACAGGAAAGAUGUGCUUCAAUAACAACAUCAGCUAAAUCAGCUGAAGGAAAAUUGGACACAGAACCGACCAUAUCAAGUUUGUCUGAAGAUGCAAGAAAAAAGUACAACGAGAAUGUUGUAGCAAUUGCGGAAAGUAAUGUCAAGAGUCCUAUCAAUUGUAUUUCUAAUGAGAGGAGACAUAAGAGGAUGAGCAGAUCUAUUGAUGCCAUUGAAUAUAAUGGAAACUUGAAUUAUGAGGGUAACAAGUGGCAAAGGCAGCUGGCACAGAAAAGCUCUCUACAUGAUGGUAUGUUAAAUAGUAGAACAAAUGGACCUCAUGAUGAGAAAAAGCAUUUGGUAGCUGGCAUACAACAUGACAUGUUCAGCGACCAUUUUAGAUCUAGCAAGAAGAGAAGAACAUCCAGUGAAUUAGGCCUGCAGCUUUUAAACAGUAAUAGUGUGGCACAGACAAAGUUCGGCAAUUGUGGUGUCAAAUCUGAUGUCUGCAGACAUCCAUCUCCAAAUGUCUAUAACCUUCCAGAAACUGCCCAGGAUUUUAAGGAUGGGAAAGAUGAUGAUCUGGGAGAUAUUGAUGAACUUGUCAAUGGUGAUUAUAUAAAGCUUCUCAAUUUGGAUAAUGAUACAGAUGAAGAGUCUUAUCGUCUAGCAAUUGAAAUGCCUUUAUCACCUACACUUCCUGAGAUUCAGUACCAUAGUAGUGUGACACUUGAAUCGAUUAAAACACCUUUAUAUGAGGGACUGUCAAAUGCAAUGGGGACUGUGGCUUCAUCAGGCCAUUUUGAUUUCAUCAAUGUGGAAAUCAAUUCUAACCAGUUAACAUACACUAUCUUUGAUGCCCCCAAAAAAUCAUCAUUAACCGAGAAAAAAGAUCAUGUUGAUUCAUCUAAGAGCUUAAACCUUGACAUAACUUGCAAUUCUUCCUGCAAUUUCAAUGCAGAUACAUUGGAAGCAUUGUGCAGAUCAGAUCUAGCGCAGAUUUCAUUGGAAAGGAGAGUUGUCCCGUUACGGGAUGGGUUUGCCAAGUAUUGUGUCAUCUUUUCAAAUAACAAUGAAGAGAAUAGCAUUUCAAGUGUUUACCGUGCUACCAGCCAUUGUCUUGCUCAAUGUGCAGCAUCAUCAGAUACUUCUCUUAGGAGUAUUCUGGUCACUCUUUUGAAUCUUCAAGAAAUUUCAAACAAGGAGAAGACAUGUGUCUUCUUUUCACUCUUACUGCUCUACUUUUCUGAUACUGCAACGAGAGCCUAUGGAGAUGAUUGGGAGAGAGACCCGAUCCUUUUAACAAAUUCUGUUGCUCAGCAUAUAUAUACAGAACUCUCACAUGAAGAUACGAGAAGGAUAUUUGUGGAGUCUUGCGACUUGUAUGAUGUACUCUCUCUUAUGGAGGAUUUUCUUUUGCAUGGUAACUUGCUGGUGCAUGCUGUAAGUUCAAAGCUGUCAUCCAAUUCAGGAAUCAAUCUUAUUUUGGAUGGUCGUAGUAUAAGCUUGUGCAGGCAACCAGCUCCUUCUCAAUUGUUGCUAACUGGAGCAGUUCUGCUAGCAUCAGUAUGUGCAGCAGUUGAUCAUAUUGGUUUUGUUUGUGAGGCUUCCUGCAACAUUUUAAAGGCGCUGAGAUCUGAUGCUCUAAAUAUUCUCCAUAUAUUUGCCUAUCUAUGUGGUUCUAAAUACGUUACCCUCAAAGAGUAUGACUUAGUUAUGACUGUGGUGAAGUCGUUGGUGAUGCUUAUUCACAAGAAUAGAUCAUCUCAUAAUCCUGUUUCCUGUGGUGCAUUUGAGUCUUUGUCUAAGAUUUGUUCAGGUAGUAAGUGCCCGUUUUCAGAGAGUGCAGCUACUAUGGAUGCUGUUGCAUCCUCACUCUUGGAUACUCUUAAGAGUAAUACUUGCUCUGCUGCGGGGUUGGAUUUGAUGGAAUCAUUGAACUCAUCAAAACAUGAAAUCAAAAAUGGUGGAAGCCAAACUGAGGAAUCCUCAGAUGAUGUAGAUUUAGUCCAGUCAGCUUAUGUUACUUCGUGCGAUUCAAGCCAGUUCAUUGAUACCCUUGCACUUGUGGAGCUUGUUGCAGGUUUCAUGAGCUGGGAUUGGAUGUUUGACAAAAUUGCCUGUCCACUAUUGAAUUUAUUGGAAUAUUCUUCUAGAGAGCACAAUGCUGCUGCUAUUACUACUCUUCUUGGCCAACUUGGAAGGUGUGGACUUACAACAUUUGGAUAUGAAGAUGUUAGGAUACAAAGAAUAAGAAGCUCUUUAUGUGCAUUACUUUGGCGCUGUGACUCCAAAAGAAUGGGUCUUCACCUCCAGUUCUCCAUUGGAAUUGCUUUGAUUGACCUAAUUCCUCUCAGGUUCGAGGAACUUGUUGGAAGUAACAUUGACGUUGCAGCAGCUGCAAAUCCAUGUGAUCCAACUUAUUGCCUAAGAAAGUGGUUCUCUUCAUUGAGCAGUGAACAUCGGUUAUUCUUCAAGGCUUGUAUAUUCUGCUAGAUGCCCAAGGGAAAAUGUGCAAAGAUUGACAAAAAGUUUUGGGGGAGAGCAAUAGAUGAAAAUUGCCUAUUUGUGUUUUUGUUACUGUAGAUAAUUAGCAGUAGUCGAGGAGUUGUACAGAAAAGGCGGAUCUUUUUUUCUAUUUUUGGUCGGCCUGUGCCAUUUCUGCUUUUGGAUAUGAUUGGCGAUUGUUGGGCAAUGCCCUUGUUCCAAUUGUUCACAUUUAGGACAAUGGUUGAACUGAGGCAACAUUUUUUGCAAUGCCAACAAUAUUAUCCA
Capsicum annuum is the source of this 4583-nucleotide messenger RNA. RefSeq lists its product as uncharacterized. Bases 72 to 4304 code for a protein of 1410 amino acids. Lineage: Eukaryota; Viridiplantae; Streptophyta; Magnoliopsida; Solanales; Solanaceae. The transcript is spliced from 8 exons. The record is from RefSeq and is a predicted model, not a curated record.